ACGUGAGAUCGCGAUAGGCGCUUAUCAUUGUGGACCAUUUUUUCCUCGCGAUUAUCAAUCGACGCAGAAGCGAAAGCGAGAAGACGAGGAACGAGGGGGAAGGGCGCGAGAAAGCGCGCCCAUCGGCCCAUGUCGAUUGAUUAACGUGGGAGACCAGCCUCGCGCUCCGACAUGCCGCGAUUAACGUGAUCGACGAAUUGAAGAUGGAAUAUUUCGUCAGGGCGGCGCAACGACAACCCCUGUGACCGUUCCUGACACGUAUGUACAACACGACAGUGUCGUCGAGUCCUGGUCGGACAUGAGAUUCAAUGACAAGGAGCUCGCGGAAGCGAGCUUUGGACCCGCCGACCUGGAGGGACGUCUGAACCACAAACGGGCUCAUAAGUCAGUAUUCAAAGAGAAAUGGUUCAAGCUGCGAUACAAUCUACUAUUUUAUUUCAAUAUCAAUGAUUUGGGACACAUUGAUAAGAGGCAACCUGAUGGGGUCAUCGUUCUAGAAAAUUACAGCAUUAAUAUAGAUAAUUCGUCAGAGGGAGCAUUUGCGUUCAGCAUCUCGUUUCGUGAUGAGCCAGAGAAGCGCCAUAUACUGAGUGGUCGAUCAGAGUCUCAGGUGGAGCAGUGGGUAAAUGCACUUAAACAAGCAAGCUACGAAUACUGGAGAUCUCGCUUGAUCACACUUCAAGAAAGAUUGUGCAAAAAAACAGGGAAAGACCCGCUGCUGAUGUAUCCCAGAAAUCAAGGUGUAGUGCGAGAUGAAGCUUGGGAACCUGCUACCAGCUUUAGAUCUCAUGUACGUUCGUUCACAACGUCGGUCGCGCCUACAUUAAAUACAAUAACGAGGGAAGUUAAUCUCAUAGAUCUUUAAUACAAAGGAAUAAUUUUAGACUAAUUUAAAAUUUAAUUUUUUAAAUGUAACUAUAAAGUGACUUCACUAAAUUUAUAUUUUGAAGAAAUAUGCAUAUAUAUAGUGCCGAUAAAAGAAAGUUUGCAUAGAACUGCCACAAGCAAGCGAGUUUUAAGAUGUGUAAGUUCAAUAAGUAUGUACCAGCUUUAAUAAUUUGUAUCUUAUAAUAAUAAUGUAACAUAAUAUACCACAGGGAAUUUACAUCAUAUGCAA
Molecule: messenger RNA, 1117 nt
Organism: Cyphomyrmex costatus
Lineage: Eukaryota; Metazoa; Arthropoda; Insecta; Hymenoptera; Formicidae
Product: pleckstrin homology domain-containing family J member 1
Exons: 2
Coding region: 299-865 (188 amino acids)
Biological process (GO): endosome organization; receptor recycling; retrograde transport, endosome to Golgi
Cellular component (GO): early endosome; recycling endosome; trans-Golgi network
Source: RefSeq, a predicted model, not a curated record